Molecule: messenger RNA, 1857 nt
Organism: Linum tenue
Lineage: Eukaryota; Viridiplantae; Streptophyta; Magnoliopsida; Malpighiales; Linaceae
Source: the annotation of a GenBank genome assembly
AGUGAUCAGAUGGCUCUUACCGGCGACCGGAGACGCGACGGCAACGGCAGCCCCUUGGUGGCCGGAACCCGGUUCUUCAAAAUCAUCCUUCAGAGCACACUUUGUGACAGAAAGCUCUUGAUUCCUGGUGAAUUCGUCCGAAAUUGCGGCGAGUGCUUGCCGGAAUCCGCUAUUUUGAAGGUCCCAAGUGGCGCAACAUGGGCGGUGGAUGUGGUUAGGGACGAAAUCGGGGUCUGGUUCAGCAAUGGAUGGCAGGAAUUCGCAGAGUUCCACUCUUUGGAAUUUGGGCAUUUUCUGGUUUUUGAGUAUGAGGGUUGCUCCAGGUUCUCUGUGGUUAUAUGUGAUAAGACCGCAGCUGAGAUUGCCUACCCAAUUCCUACAACUUCUGAACCAAAUGUGGAAGAAAUUGAGGAUUCCUUUGAUACACGCAUAAGAAAGAAGUCUAAACCCUUGAGUGAGGUUUCUCCGCGUCAAGCUAAGAACAAGAAGAAGAGGAUGAGGGGUAGUAUUUCGGCUGAGAAUGCUGCAGAAAUGGGAUCUUGGACACGGAUUGUAUCCCAGGCUGAUGGUUCUGAUGAUGAACAAGAUGGCGAGUCUAAGAGGAUGCCCUCGUGCGCGAGGCAAUGUAGAGCUAUCACCGGAUUCACCUCACCACAUCCGUUCUUUGAAGUCCAAAUCACUACGAGUAUGCUGAAAAAAAAGAGGCUUCUGGUACUUCUUCAAUUGAAUUGCAUAAGCUUGGCCGGUUGUGUUUUGUGGCACAUUCCACAGAAUGAGAAGGUGGUUGAGCUCCAGGUUAGGGAUGAAACUUGGUCUGUUGCAGUGGUUAGGAAGCAGAACAAGUAUGUUAAGUUUGCAGGUGGCUGGCUAAGGUUUGCGAAAGAGAAUUUGGUCGAGCCGGGGAACUUUUGUGUCUUCGAGUGCAUUCGCAGUUCCAUUUCUCUGUGUUCAGCUGCCAAUGAUUUAGUGAGAAAAGGAAACAGUGAUCAUAUAACUAAUCUCUUCCAUUUGGGCGGGAACAGGAAGUGUAGUUCUGGCACUUCUCUGGUUCAGGACAUGAACAGAAGCAACAAUAACGGAGUUGGUGGAAGACAGCAGGAACAUCUGCAGUGUGGUGAAAAUGCCAAGCUCAAUGAGUGCACAAGAAAGAGAAGACCUAAUGACGAUGGAGGGAAAAGGAAAGCAAACUGGGAAACUUCAAGGAGGGGCAGAGACUCACUGUUUGUGAAGGAGAUAAACAGCAACAAUGGAAGUGGUGCGAAGCGGCCAGAGCAACCGCUCUCUGUAGAGAAUGCAGCGCAAAAUGUGUUCAUGAGUGCUGGGAAGAGGAGUACAGCCAAUGGUGGAGAGAACAGCAAAGUGAACCAGGAAGGUCCGUGGAAAAAUGGAGCUUCUAACAGACCUUCCAGUUCAAGGCGUCAUAGACCCACAAUUCAACCUGUAGAAGGGUUUACUUCACGGCCUGAUUUUCUCCAAGUCAGUGUCACAAAAUAUGCAGAAAACACUGGCCUGAAGAUGCAUGGAGGGUUUGUUCUGAGGUACAUCACCAACUGGAAUGGGAAAAUGGUGGAGCUUAAACUUGGAGAAAGAGACAUGGUUCGUGGAAAUUAUGUCACGCCGUGGUGUUCCUACUAUUUGUGAAGGGUGGUGCCGAUUUGUGCGUGAUAACUCUCUGAAAGCUGGUGACACAUGUAUAUUUGUGGGCACUGCCAUGGAAGAUGUGCUCCAAGUUCACAUUUUAGAUGAAUGAUGCUUGUGAAUUGGAAAGUUUGAAACAUCUGUUAGAUUGAGUAUCAAUGUAUGGUAGGCUGUGUAAGGACUCCAUUUAGAUUCUGACCACGUCAUUAAUUCUAGGAU